GCCGGGCCGGUAUCCAAGGCGGGCCGGGAGAGCGGCCCCUAGCAACGGGCCGGAAUCGGCCCCCGGCGCCAUGGCAGCCGCCGCCGCCCCCACCGUCUUCCUGCUCAUGGUGAACGGGCAGAUCGAAAGCGCCCAGUUCCCAGAGUUUGACGAGCUCUACUGCAAGUACUGCUUCGUCUACGGCCACGACUGGGCCCCCACCACGGGUUUGGAAGAGGGAAUAUCUCAGAUCACCUCUAAAAACAGAGAUGCACAGCAAGCCCUUGUGUGGAAUUUUCCAAUUGACAUCACCUUUAAAAGUACCAACCCCUCUGGCUGGCCACAAAUAGUGGUAAGUGUCUAUGGACCUGAUCUUUUUGGAAAUGAUGUCGUCCGAGGUUAUGGAGCUGUUCAUGUUCCGUUCACACCUGGAAGUCAUAGAAGAACCAUUCCUAUGUUUGUUCCAGAAUCCACGUCUAAGCUGCAAAAAAUUACGAGUUGGCUUAUGGGAAGACAUCCAGAGUUCACUGACCCCAAAGUGGUAGCGCAGGGAGAAGGCCGAGAAGUGAUCACGGUGCGAUCCCAAGGCUUUGUGACCAUUUCCUUCAAUGUGGUGACUAAAGACAUGAAGAAACUGGGCUAUGACGUAAGCCCGUCAGACAUGCAGAACCCUUCAGUAGUGUCUCUUACAGAUGGGAUUCAUAACCAUUAAAUGAUUGGGGGGAGGAAUUUUCAAAGGCACACAUGGGAGGCAAACACCAUACUUGUACUGAUUUUCUAUUUUAAUAUGAAAGCUCAAGCCAUAAGGUGUGUUGCAAAAUACCUUUCUAUCAUAACCUUUUGUACAAUUUUUAGUUAACAAAUAGCCAGUUUACAUUUGUUUUUAAAAAAUGGUUUCAUAUAUUCCAAACAUCAAUGCAGGCCUAAAAUUGUUUACUAAUGAUUUUGAAGUGGUAGUGGGAAAUUCAAAUUGCAAUACCUUCCAAAAGGAAGGGAAUCUGAGAAUAUUUCAGUGGCACAUUCAUGCACGUUCUUCUGCAAAAGCAACCAAAAAUGGUUUUUUUUUGGGGGGGGGGGGAAUUCACUGAGAGUUAAGUGUUUAAUAUCCCCUUGCUUCAUGCAUUUACCUCUCAUUGGCACCAUUGAGAUUUAAGUGCAGCUAUUGAGGGAGAAAUAGAUCUCGGUGUGAGGAUCUGGAAAAGAGCACCCAGCCUGAGUAAACAGGACGUGCACUCAGCCAUAAGCAAUGGGGAAUCCUCUGGCCCACCCUGUUACAGAUCCCCUCUGCUGUAAGGAAUUGCCAGGAGUAGCAGUCAGGGCCACCUCUUCCUGGUUAUGCAACUUUCUGGAAUUUGUGCAUUUUCUUUGUUUUUGCUGAAGGUACUUCUCCCCUGGUCCUCUUAGCCCAGCUCUUUCCUUUGCUUGAUUCCACAGUAAGCUAAGUAAUAACUCUGUGAUGAUGGCAAUGAAAUGAGUGUGCUCUCACAAAUCCAGCAUUCUAAGGGCAGUCCAGGAUAGGCUGUGAGGCAGGUAAUUGUUUAUAUGGGUCCUAUACCAUGGCUUUCAGUAACCAACAAACACAGUAAGGAAAAUAACGUGCUGAAUUUCAAGUUUGAUUUAUGAAGGUUUUCCUCACUGUUUGGAUAACCUUAGAAAUUGUCGUAAUGUUGUUUCUUGUUACAGUACAUGGCAACAGCUCCAAAGCUAACAGACUCUUCUUAGCGGGCUGCAGUUUGAGGGUACGAAGAAAGGCCUUCAUUCCAAGGCAUGUCUACACUGCAGUAAAAGAGCAGUGGGCAAGGCUGCAGCUGGCCUAGGUCAGCUGACUUGUGCUGCGGGACUAUAAGAUUGCUGCGUAGAUGUUUGGGCUCGGGCUGGAGUCCUGGUUCUGAGACCCUGCAAGGGGGGGUGGGUCUCAGAGCCCAGGUGCUGGACUGAGCUCAAACAUCUACGCUGCCAAUGUUAGCCCUGCAGCCCAAGCCUGAAUCAGCCGACCUGGCCGCUGAGACUCAGUGCUGCGGGUUUUUUACUUCAGUGUAGACAAACCCUGAAUGUCCUCCCUUCCCUGACCUUUCACGUGACUCUCGGCUAAGCUGAUAUUAGAGCUCUGCAUUUGGGUUGAAUAAACCCAAAUAGUUCAAUAUUUAUAUUUUUUGUCUUUUGUGGGCUUUUUUUUUCCUUAAGGGAACCAUUUAUUAGUCCAAAGUAACACAAGCUGUAGUCUUCUUAUGAUCUUUCCACCAUCCGUUGUGUCCAAACUACAGAACUUAAAUCCAUAGCGAGACGUGAUUAUUUAGUCAAUUUGAGAGACUAUAUUUGGGUACGUGGUUUGCACAUUUUGACUUCAAGUACCAUGAGAAGACCAGAUUUAAUAUUAUUUCACCCUAUUUAUAAGUCACUGAGCUAUUAAAAAUCCUUUGGAAAAACAAGCACAAAGAAAAACAAAUUUUGAACCACUGCACAUCCAUAGUAAUAAAGCAUGCUAUUUAGAGUACUAGCAUUCCUUAUGCACGUAAAGCUGUACACUAUGAACACUGUGUUUUGUAAAUAUAAAUGAUGAAGAUCUUGUAAAGCACCUUGGAAUUUUGCUCUGUUCCUUAAUCAUUUUGUACUUUCAUAAAUGAUUUUACAAA
Mauremys mutica (yellowpond turtle) is the source of this 2612-nucleotide messenger RNA. It is a transcript of the gene B9D1, whose product is annotated as B9 domain containing 1. Gene Ontology annotation, cellular component: MKS complex. Gene Ontology annotation, biological process: cilium assembly. The transcript has 7 exons. NCBI's taxonomy places the organism in Eukaryota, Metazoa, Chordata, Testudines, Geoemydidae. The coding region runs from base 71 to 691 and encodes 206 amino acids. The record is from RefSeq and is a predicted model, not a curated record.